CUGAAUGCACCCUUUGAUUCUCUCUGUUUCUGGCCGGAUUCUGCAUGAGGAUUCGGGCUUAGAGUUGGAGGUUAUUAAAUGGCGAUAUUCAUGUUUGAUGUGUGGAGAUAAUGCUAUCACUUGUCAUCAGUUAACACAGUGAAACGUAAGGAAUUAGUGUAUUUUUACGGAAAUCGGGUCAUCCAAGAAAACAAGUAGCGAGCAAACUAGUUACGUGGGAAACGUAUUGGUGAAGGUCAUAUAUGUCGUAUUACAAAACGAAGAAUCGCCUCGACGAACCGACUGCAGCCACAUCAUCUGGCCUUGAUGAAAAUACACAAUCAGCUGUCCCUACCGCUUGCUGUUUAUAUACCUUCCGAUAACAAUUCAUUUUAUAAAUUCAUCUUUCCGUUCGUCAGUUAUAUUCUAAUCAAUCUUAACAUAUCAUCGAUUGUCAGAGAAGAGACUCGACAAAUGAUUUAUUAAACUUAAAUCGCUCGUGAUUGUAGUUUGAUGAAAAUUAUAUUUAUUCCUGCCAUCUGACUGAAGUGACAGGUGUGUAACUAAAACCCGCAAGUUUUUCAUCGGAUUUGAUGCAAUGUGAUAUGUGUUAUCAAUCUGAUUGAAAGACGAUAAUGUUCCAUGGAGAAAUAUAUAUAGAAAUAAGCAAAAAGGAAAAGACGGAAAAAAGUCUUGAGGGAAUGGUACGCAUUUCCGUUGAUACUUUCCAUAAUGAUGAAAUCGUUGAAUUGAUAUAGAUUAGUUGGAAAAAUUUUUGGUGGACCAUGUGCGCUAUUAGGAGUUUGCGAUCUUGACAAAAGAGAAUUUAAAUUUUUUUUUGGCAAACAAUGGCUUGUGAUGCUCUUAUUUGGGGACUAUUGUUUGUGGGUUGCAGCAUACAGACAUUAUGGGCUAUAUCUGAAGAUAAUCCAUCAGAAUAUAUGAAUAAGGAAGAGAGAGAAGCUUUAAAAGAAGAAGCAAGGGAUAUGUUUUAUCAUGCGUACAAUGCAUAUAUGGAUAAUGCAUAUCCUGCUGAUGAACUGAUGCCAUUAAGCUGUAAAGGACGAUAUAGAGGCUCUGAACCUAAUAGGGGUGAUAUAGAUUCUACAUUGGGAAAUUUUUCACUUACUUUGGUAGAUACAUUGGAUACAUUAGUGGUACUGGGAGAUUUGGAAGAAUUCGAGAAUGCAGUCAAACUUGUUGCUAGAGAUGUAAGCUUUGAUACAGAUGUUAUUGUUUCUUUAUUUGAAACAAAUAUUAGAAUGCUUGGAGGUCUUCUUAGUGGUCAUAUAUUAGCUGAAUAUCUGCAACAGAGAGCUGAUAUAAUGCCAUGGUAUAGAGGAGAACUUUUGGACUUGGCUAAAGAGUUAGGUUAUAGAUUUUUACCUGCAUUUAACACAACUACUGGAAUACCAUAUGGCAGAAUAAAUUUGAAACAUGGCAUGAAAGGAGUUCCUGUGGAAGUAUCAAGAGAGACAUGCACUGCUUGUGCAGGUAGUAUGAUAUUAGAAAUGGCCGCUUUAUCUCGAUUAACAGGUGAACCGAUUUUUGAGGAAAAAGCACAAAAAGCUAUGGACGUUUUAUGGCGUAUGAGACAUCGUGGUACAGACUUAAUGGGAUCUGUGUUGAAUGUUAAUUCUGGAGAUUGGGUACGAAGAGAUUCCGGAGUCGGCGCUGGCAUAGACUCUUAUUAUGAAUAUUGUCUUAAGGCAUAUAUUUUACUCGGUGAUGAAAAAUACUUAGGCCGUUUUAAUAAGCAUUACCAAGCCGUAAUGAAGUAUGUUAGUCAGGGGCCCAUGUUAUUGGACGUACAUAUGCAUAGACCAAAUACCAACUCCAAAAAUUUCAUGGACGCUUUAUUGGCCUUUUGGCCAGGUCUGCAGGUUCUUAAAGGUGACAUCAAACCUGCCGUAGAAACGCAUGAAAUGUUAUACCAGGUUAUGCAGAGACAUAACUUUAUACCAGAAGCAUUCACUACCGAUUUUCAGGUGCAUUGGGGGCAUCAUCCACUUAGACCAGAAUUUUUAGAAUCGACCUACUUCUUGUAUCGAGCCACAGGUGACCAUUAUUAUUUAGGAGUUGGACGUAAGGUACUCAAAAGUCUGCAAACGUAUGCGAGAGUGCCAUGCGGUUAUGCAGCUGUAUCAGAUGUUAGAACUAAUAAACAUGAUGACACAAUGGAUAGCUUUGUAUUGUCCGAGACAUUUAAAUACUUAUUUUUAUUAUUCGUGGAACCAGGCGAAUUGGUUUUAGAUUUGGACGAAUUUAUUUUUACCACUGAAGGUCAUUUAUUGCCGCUCACACUCGCUUCCAUCAGGACAAAUAUUUCAUCUGAUUUUGAACGCGAUAUUGUUUAUGUGGACGAGUUUGACCGUACUUGCCCGAAUAGUUUGCAUUUAUUUCCGGCAACAGUAAGGCAACCUUUGAGAAAUAUGGUAGAGGAUGUUUGUCCGAGACGAUCGGUCAAACGAAGAUUAAGCGCAUCGCAAUUUCAGGCAAAGACACCACAAGAUUCGGAGGAAGGAUUAUUGUUUAUGCAAGAAAUGGUUGAACUUACCAAGAUGCAAAUACAACCAGAAACUAAACCGCAAACAGUAACGUUCACAAAACCUAACACAGAUCCACCAAAAAAAAUUACGUUGUUAGCCGGACCAGCACAGUUUGGACCUGAGUUACAGAAUUUCGAUAAGAUCACUGGAAAAGUGAUAUUUACAUAUCCACCCGCAGCUUGCACAGAUCUGCUGAACGCGGAUAGAUUGGCGGGCAAGAUAGUAAUAAUGGAUCGUGGAAAUUGCAUGUUCAUAGAGAAGGCGCGGAGAAUUCAACAAGCUGGUGCUCUUGCCGGAAUAGUAUUAGAUAACGUAGCGGGUUCGAGUGCAGCAACUUCACCCAUGUUUGCAAUGUCAGGCGAUGGAAAAGAGAUCGAUGACGUCACAAUACCUGUCGUGUUCCUCUUUUUCACAGAGGCAGCUGAACUGAUGAAAGCUAUUAAUAUGGCAAAUGGCGAUCUUACUGUCACACUUGGAAUAUAUUCUUCAAAAGAAGAAAUUCAGCUUAAAGCACCUACUGACUUGUCACUGUUCGAACGUUUGAAAGGAUCAUUAAAAUCAUUUCUCAGUCGACAUGUAACUCAGCAGGCGACAACUAUUACAUCAAACUUGGAUAUGAUGAUUCCGAUUGAAUCGCAAGAAAAUCAGGAGGACGCUAUUGAUUUUCAUUAUUUUCAUGCAGAAAUUGUCAAAGAUUCACUUGGUGGUGAAGUCAGAAUUACUGCUGCAUCUGAAGCUACAAUUAUCAUCUUGAGACCAGUCUCUACACCGAUAGAGGUUUUGUGGCAUCAGUUAAAAGAAGUAUUCGUUAAUCAAAUAUUUCUCAACACUAAACAAAACAAGGGUAUAAGAAUCAGAAGUUGUAUUUUGGAGAGCUAUUACAAUUGGGUUAACAAGGCGCGUGGCGUGCUUAUGAAAACAUCUUUAUCAUACAAAGUUCGAUGGUUCUUAAGUGAGCUGCUGGUGGUCGCGCCAAACUCAUCUAUUAAAAAGAUGGGACAACUACUGGAACCAAACAAGCAGAAACUAUUGAAACAAUAUUUACUUACUAAUAUGGAUACUAUGGUGCUGAAUUUAAAAACCAUAGCUACAAAAUUGAAGAAUGUAAAAUCUGUUAGUCCUGAAAUGGAACAACUACUAAAGAUUUCGGAAUCUGGCAUUACACAAGUUGAAAAUUAUUCAUUUCUACGUCAUUUGUUAACUGAUUUGUUUGAUGAAGAAGAAGAGAUCAUUAAUCAGCAUGUCGCUCUUUUGGAUCGUAUUCAUGCAGAAGUUCAUACUACAUAUCAAGAAAUAUUAAUUGAUGGUGUCCAAAGGCACUUGGAGAAAUCGGGAAUAGAAGAUAGUUCAUAUUAUGACAUAUUGAUUGCCGAUUUGCAAAAGAAUUUGAAAAAUAUAGAUAAAGAAGAAAAUUUACUUAGGAAAACUAAAGAAAACAAUUUGGCAGUCGCUGAAUUUAUUAGUGACAGUAAUACAGGUAAAUCAGAACUGGAAAGAAAAAACCUUAGAAUCUUAAAGAAAAUUAAAGAAUCAAGCGCUGAAAAGUUAGAGGAUUUUGAAUAUUUCAUAUUAACGGAAAUAGAAAAAGCAGUGAAAUAUUCUGAGCAAAAUGUCUUACAAAAAUAUGAAGACAUAAGCGACGAAUCGAAAAAUAUUAUGACAAAAAAUAAAAAGGAUAAGAAUAUUAUCAAAUCCGGCGAAAUUACUCUGCACUCUUCUCAAAAUCAGAGCGAGAGCGAAAUUAAAAAGAAUAAAGAAGUUCGAAGUACUUUUCAGAAAGAGAUAGAUUUUCUUCAAGUAACAAAAGUAGUAGAUGUGAAAUUUAAAGAAACAACUACAGAGAAAAAGAUAGAAAAGUCUUCUGCAGAUUCUGCAUCGAGUGGUACUAAUAAAAUUCACAUUUUUGAUGGGUCUAUGGCUAAGGAUACAUCCAAUACAAGGAUUACAUCUCCCAAUAAUAAACAUAUUUUAUUACAAGGAUUACAAAAAGACAUUAGUGAUAUACGGCAUAGUCACAAGACCGAUUUAAGAACAAAGUCAUCCAGUUGGAAAGAUUUUGUUGAAAAUAAAAUUAUAUCUACUGAUUUACUGGAAGAGUUUAAAAAUGCUAUGUGGGUUAUUAAUAAGGAAAAAGUAUUUAAAAAGAAACUACAAAUGGCAAAUACGCUACGUAGUACCACAAAACCUAAUAAAAUAAAGUAUGAUGCAAAAAAAUACAUGAGUAAAGAUAAAGCAGCUAAACCAAAAUCGCAUAUAGCUAAACAUAUCGAUAAUGAUGAAUUAUAACAAUAGUUUUGAAAUUUAGACUACAAUUAUAAUUAUUAUGCAAAAACAGAAUUUCCAAAGGCCAUAAGGCUACUGCAUUAUAAUUGAUAUUUUUGCAUUGUGAUCUAGAUGUGCAUAUAGUCAACACGUUCCGUGUCACACGUAUUAUCGAUGAUACACGUUAAACUUUUCAUUCAAGUCGCGUAUUCCACGGAUAGUGCACGAUGUGAUGACUGCUCUUUACGUAUAUGCAUGACUGUUCUGUGCGUGGGGGUAGUUCGGCACGGAACGUGUUAAUUGACCUCUAGAACAUCUCUUGUGAAGUGCGCGCGCGC
Molecule: messenger RNA, 5128 nt
Organism: Mycetomoellerius zeteki
Lineage: Eukaryota; Metazoa; Arthropoda; Insecta; Hymenoptera; Formicidae
Gene: Edem2
Product: ER degradation enhancer, mannosidase alpha-like 2
Exons: 16
Coding region: 828-4814 (1328 amino acids)
Biological process (GO): endoplasmic reticulum mannose trimming; mannose trimming involved in glycoprotein ERAD pathway; carbohydrate metabolic process
Cellular component (GO): membrane; endoplasmic reticulum
Molecular function (GO): calcium ion binding; mannosyl-oligosaccharide 1,2-alpha-mannosidase activity
Source: RefSeq, a predicted model, not a curated record